AUGCUUAUUACAAGUAUUCUCGUUUCAAUUUGGCUUAAUCUAUUCGAUAAAUAUCAUACAUUUCUAUUUUGUAUAAUUUUUAGUUUUGUGUUCACUAUUGAAAUUUAUAUUGCUCUUGUUUUUAUUUCUACUUAUUUAUCAUUAACUUGGUUUCAUAGAUAUAAUAAUUCAUCUAUUCACUAUCCAUUAAAAUUUCUUUGGUCUUAUCUAGCAAAUCGAUCAGUAUCGAAUCAACAAAAUCAUUCUUUAUUAUCGAAUGAAUAUAUUUCUGAAAUAUCCAAUGUUUCGCUACAAAAUCCAUUUCGUCGUUUGAUGCUUUUAAAAAUACACAAUUUAUUUCGAAAGACACCAUUUAAUACAAAUAAGGAUUCUGAUAAUAAUAAUAAUAAACAUAAAUAUAGAUUGUUUGAUUAUCGGUGUCCUAUUUGCUUUAAUAAUACACAAGCUGCAUUUCGGUGGAUCGCACUUGGCUGUGGUCAUAUUUUAUGUUCACUAUGUACUCAACAUCUUUAUUUUGGUAACAAACCAAUGUGUCCUAGCUGUCGGUCACCUAUUAUUCUUGCUGAUGUAACAAUUCUUUACAUUUGA
Messenger RNA from Rotaria socialis, 588 nucleotides. Lineage: Eukaryota; Metazoa; Rotifera; Eurotatoria; Philodinida; Philodinidae. The record is from the annotation of a GenBank genome assembly.